AUGCAGUCCUCUCAACCUGUCGCCUCCUCGUCAUCAUCAGCCAUCCCUUCUUCAACAAGUUCAGCAAAUGGUAAACCCGACAGAUUAUACGUAGGGAACUUAUCGCCCACUGUAGAUGAAUAUACCCUGAUACAGAUAUUCUCAAAGUAUGGUAAAAUCACCAAACUGGAUUUCAUGUUUCACAAGACUGGUGUGUUGAAAGGUAAACCAAGGGGAUUCGCUUUCAUCCAAUUUACAGAUAAAGAUGAUGCACUCAAAGCGAUGAUCAAAUUGCACGAUAGAUUACUUCGAGGUAGGAAAUUGGUAGUUACCUAUGCAAGUUCCGCACCUCCCGAAAACCUACCACUGAUCAAUACCAAAGGUCGUCGACCGAAUGAUCCAUCUAAGACGACGACUUUGUCCUUGUUGAAAAGUUCCAAGAAACCUCAGAGUGCCGCAGCGCAGAUAGCAGCCAUGGAGGCUAAACUCGCCCAUAUGAAACGAACCAAACCUGCCGACGAAAAUUACGUACCCGGCUUAGGAGGAUCUACACCUUCCUCUAGGAAUGGUACACCGGGUCUAGAAGGAUCCCUCAUUUCGGAAGAGCAAGGCGAGGAGGUGGAGAUGGGGGAGGAGGAGGCUGAGAGAGCUGCAGAAGAAUUGGAAAGGGAGAUGAAAGAUUUAGUAAAUCAAGAAGGAUCGUCUACACCUCUACUUAUAGAUCCCAGUCGGUCAUCCACUCCUGUCCCAGUCGAGGACGAAGCCAAGAAAAUACCCUUGCCUCCUAAACCUGUUGAUGAAGCUCAAUCGGAAAUUGCGAUACCGCCAACUAGCUCGACGAUAGAAGGGCGAUCAAAACAGAGGGAAGAAGCUUUCAAAAAGGGUUUGGCCGGUUUACCUAAGAAACCUGUUUUCUAG
Kwoniella botswanensis is the source of this 897-nucleotide messenger RNA. RefSeq lists its product as uncharacterized. The coding region runs from base 1 to 897 and encodes 298 amino acids. NCBI's taxonomy places the organism in Eukaryota, Fungi, Basidiomycota, Tremellomycetes, Tremellales, Cryptococcaceae. The transcript is spliced from 4 exons. The record is from RefSeq and is a predicted model, not a curated record. Gene Ontology annotation, molecular function: RNA binding.